UAAACUUAGCGGGAGUCUCGCCGGGAAACGAUUGGUAGACUAACACUUCCACGAUUCAUCGCAAAACUCUAUACCCUCAAAAAGCCAAUUAAGUGCAUAUAAUCUCUAAUUUAUCAAAGCUUUAGGCUCUGUCAAACGUAAUCUCUAAUUCAUGGCUUCCUCUUCUUCUUCUUCUCUCACUUGGACGCAUGAUGUCUUCCCGAGCUUCUGCGGAGGAGACGUCCGCAAAACCUUCCUCAGCCACCUUCUCAAAGAGCUCGGAAGCAAGGGAAUCAAAACUUUCAUCGACGACGGGAUCGAUCGAGGCAAACCUAUCGGUCCCGAGCUAGUAAAAGCGAUCAGAGAAUCCAGGAUUGCCAUUGUCUUGCUCUCCCGUAACUACUCUUCUUCCAGAUGGUGUUUGGACGAGUUGGUGGAGAUCUUGAAGUGCAGGGAAAAGGAUCAUCAACAAAAAAAAGUGAUAGCCAUUUUCUACGGAGUGGAUCCAUCUGAUGUUAGGAAGCAGACUGGAGAUUUCGGAGAGGCCUUUAACAAAACCUGUGUGGGAAGAACAGAAGGUGUGAAGGAGGCUUGGAAGAAAGCUUUGGUGGAUGUGGCCAAUAUAGCUGGUUAUGACUCUAGCAGAUGGCACAAGGAAGCUGAUUUGAUCAACAAAAUUGCUUUAGAUCUUAUGGAUGAGUUGGGCUUUACACCAUCAAAAGAUUUUGAUGACUUUGUUGGCAUGGAAGCUCGUAUCAAGGAGAUUAUGUCGUUGUUGAGCAAACAAUCAGAUGCUAAAGUUAAGUUUAUAGGGAUCGUGGGUCCUACUGGGAUUGGUAAGACGAGCACUGCUAGAGCUUUGUACGACCGGUUAUCUCGUGGUUUUGAGUUCAGUACGUUUAUUGAGGAUAUCAGGGAAAGUAAAGAGAUGCCUUCUCUCGGUGGCUCCCAUCAUAAGUAUCAGUUGGAUUGUCAGAAAGAGUUACUGUCUCGGCUUUUCAACCAAAAGGAUAGUAAGGUUGGUCACUUGGGAGUGGCUGAACAGAGGCUGAGAGACAAGAAAGUGUUGAUCGUUCUUGAUGAAAUGGACUGCUUGUUGAAACUGGAGGCAAUGGCAAAGAAGCCUGAUUGGUUUGGUCCCGGAAGUGUUAUUGUCAUUACAACCGAAGAUAGGAACCUUCUCAAGGCACAAGGCAUCAAAUGUAUUUACGAUAUGAAACUUCCGAAUGAAGUUGAGGCGUUUCAGAUCUUCUGCAAAUAUGCUUUCGGUCAAAAGUCUGUAGAUUAUGGUCCUAGCAUUGUCACAGCUUUGCGAACCCGAUUUUUCUUUGAUUUUCAGUUCAGAGAGUUUAUUGAGUAUGUCCGUGGAAGUAAUGGGAUGACUUCUCUCUGCGCCUCCGAUAAUUGUAAAUUUCAGUUGGCUUACCAGAAAACUCAAUGUGUUGAUUUUUAUGAGUUUGCUUGGGAUACUGGACUUGCUGGUCAUCUUCCUCUAGGCCUGAGAGUCUUGGGAUCGUCUCUACGAGGAAAGUCCAGGGACGAGUGGAUAAGUGCAGUACCAAGGCUCAAGUCUAGCCUUGACACAGGAAUUGAAUCAAUUCUAAUGUUUGGCUACAACGGCUUAAGUGAUGAUAAAGACAGAGCUCUUUUUCUGUAUGUUGCAUGUCUCUUUGUUGGUUUCACGGUUGAUCGAGUUAAACGUUUUCUUGAAGAUUGUGAUUUGGAUGUGGACCAUGGACUUCAUAACUUACAGCAGAAAAGUCUCAUAUCCACUGAAGACGGAUAUGUACGGAUGCACAUAUUACUGCAACAAAUGGGUAGAGAUAUUGUCAAGAAAAAGACUGAGGAGAUUGGAGAGCGACAGUUCUUGAUGGAUACCAAGGAUAUUUCUGAUUUACUUGAAGAUGAAGAUAUUGGUACUGGAAAAAUUCUAGGCAUAAAGUUAGAAGAAUGGGGAGAGGAGGAUAUCCAAAUAACUAAAAGUGCCUUCCAACGGAUGAAGAAUCUCCAGUUCCUAGUGCUCCAUUCGUGGAACGUGCUCAUACCCGAAGUAGGCCUCAGCUGUCUUCCCGACAAACUCAGACUUCUAGAGUGGCCCAGAUGUCCAUUGACAUUCUUGCCUUCCAAGUUCUCUGGCAAGUUUCUUGUCGAACUUAUCAUGACAUACAGCAAACUUGAGAGGCUUUGGGAUGGAAUCAAACCUCUCCAACGCCUCAAGCUGAUGGUUUUGAGACAGUGUUGGUGUCUGAAAGAGAUUCCAGAUCUCACAAAUGCAACGAGUCUCGAGGAACUAGAUCUCUACGAGUGCAAAAGUUUGUUAGAGCUCACUAGCACUAUUGGCUAUGCCACUAAGCUUAAAAAGUGCAUACUUAGCCGUUGCUCUCUUUUGAAGGAGCUCCCCUCUUCUAUGGGUAGGUUAAUCAAUCUCGAGGUAUUAUUUCUCAGUGAGUGCACGGGUUUGAAAGAACUCAGUGGUUGCUUGAAUCUAGAAAAACUCAGUGGUUGCUCGAGUUUGAAAACACUCGAUCUGAGUGGGACUGGGAUAUGGGAAGUGCCAUCAUCAAUCAGAUCUUAUUUGGCUCAUAUUAAUCGAUUGGAUAUGUCUGGGUGUAGAAACCUCAAGGAGUUUCCAAAUGUUCCUGACAGCAUUGAAGACUUGGUGUUGUGCAAGACAAGGAUAGAGGAAAUUCCUCCAUGGAUUGAGAAUCUGUCUCAGCUGCGUAAACUAACUAUGUAUGGAUGCGAGGAGCUGAAAAAGAUAUCUCCAAAUAUUUCCAAGCUGGAGAAACUCGAGUUUCUUGUUCUGCGCAAGAGUGGCGAAAGUGAGAAAUGUAGUUGGGGUGACGAAGAAUUUGAAGAUUUUCCUGACUUAUUUCAAGCGGUGAUCAAGUGGGGCCCUAACAGGUGGUUAAUAUUAGCAUCAGACUUAGAGGUUGACUACAUUUUAUCUAGAUGUCUACCCGCGACGGCGCUAUCAUUAUGUUUACGGAGUGAUGGCCUCAACACUAUUCCAGAUUGCAUCACACGUCUCUCGGGGCUCAUUAAACUUGACGUCAAAGAAUUCAGAGUGCUCGAAGCACUUCCACCGCUUCCAGACUCUCUUCGGUCUAUAGAUGCAGAAGACUGUGUAUGCUUAGAGAGAAUAGAUUCGUCUUUUCAUAAUCCAAAUAUUUGCCUAAACUUUGCUGGCUGUUAUGGCCUGAGUCGAAACACGAAAAGGCUCAUCCACACAUCAGACUGCAAAUAUGUGUUAUUACCGGGUGAAGAAGUGCCUGAACACUUUCCUCACCAAGCUGACUCAGGUUCCCUGACAAUCAAUCUGACUCCAAUACCUCUUCCUUCAUCCUUGAGAUUCAAAGCUUGCAUCUUGCUGUCAAUAUGCGAUGAGGGUUUCAUUAUGCACAAGGAUGGUGUGUCUUGUAACGUCAUUGGUAAACAGAAUGGCCUCACUAUCCAAUAUGGAUCAAAUGAGCACCAUAUGCCCUUUAGAUUUGAAGAAGUGGAAGAUCAUCUGUAUAUAUUUGAAGAUUCUUUCUGUCUAAACCAGGAUUGCCCUGAGACCGGAGAAGCCACUUUGAGCGAGCUUGUGUUUGAGUUCCUAGUCCAUGGUAACAUCUGGAAGGUGAAAGGCUGCGGUGUACGACUUUUGUUCCCUGAUUCUAUUAUUGACAUAAACGCAGCCAAUGAUGAUGAUGAUGAUGAUGAUGAUGAUGAUGUGAACAAAGUUGAAAGUGAUCAUGACGAUAGUGACGAAGUUGAAAGUGAUCAUGAUGAAUCUAUGCUCGUACCGGGUGUAGAAGUGCCUGCACACUUCACUUACCGAGCUACUUCAAGUUUCCUAAAGAUCAGUCAGACUCCAGGACCUCUUCCUUCAUCCCUUAGAUUCAAAGCUUGCAUCUUGCUGUCAAGAGGAACUAUUAAUCUCGUGGAUGAAGAAGACAUUGUGUCUUGGCGCCUUAAUUAUUUAUUUGAUGACCUUGAUGACCAUGGAGAGGAGAAGAAUUUAUCGAUGCGUGUGUCUUGUAGGUUUAGGGGUAAACAAAAUGGCCUCACUGUCCAAUAUGGAUCAAACCAGCGCGACAUGCCUUAUAUAAGUGGAUGGGAGGAACGUCUGUAUACAUUUGAAGAUUCUUUCUGUCUAGACCAGGAUUUCCCUGAAGCCGAAGAAACCACUUUCAAUGAGCUUGUGUUUCAUUUCAAAGUCUUUUAUAAGAAAUGGAAAGUGAAAGCUUGUGGUGUACAACUUCUGGAGGACAAAGAAGAAUCUGGACCUGAGAAGGAGGAAGAUGAUGAAGCUGGUGAUGGUGAUAAUUAUGGGGCUGAGGAGGAUAUAAAGGACGAUGUAGAUAAAACUCAAGGAGACAGAUCUAGACGUGAUGAUGAUGCAGAGACAAGAAGCAAGAAACGAAUGAGGUUCGGCCUUCCGUAGAUAUAUGAAAUUGUCAUAUUGUUAUAUAUAAUUUUGUGAUUCUGUUCAGAUUAAUUUUCCAAGAAGAGAAGCUCGAUCUAAACACACUAGGGACACUUGAACAGUAAUAGCAAAGUUGCGUUUGUAAGAACUAUUCCUGUCUCAAGUUAUCGUUCAUAACCAUUUGAAGAUGCAUGAUUGUUGGUUUGGUAAAGGAUAGAUUUCUGGAUC
Messenger RNA from Raphanus sativus (radish), 4618 nucleotides. Its product is annotated as disease resistance-like protein DSC2. Gene Ontology annotation, molecular function: ATP hydrolysis activity; ADP binding. The record is from RefSeq and is a predicted model, not a curated record. Gene Ontology annotation, biological process: signal transduction; defense response. NCBI's taxonomy places the organism in Eukaryota, Viridiplantae, Streptophyta, Magnoliopsida, Brassicales, Brassicaceae.